UAGUAGGAGGAGGAUCAGAUCGAAUCUCGUUCUUCAGAUUGGCUAGCUGUACAGUACGAAUAUCCUGGUAAAAUAAACUCGCCGUGGCGGCAAUGAGAUGGUCACCACUUCGGCACUUCCCCAGACACCGGUUCACUGCCGUGCUCACGCCCUCGGAUUGAACGAACUGGUCCAAGACUCGGGAGUCGUCGCCUGCGUCAGCGCUGGGCGGGCGCUGAUCGAGGCCUUUGGUCGCCGGAGAUGGAGUUCGUGGCGUCCAUCGUGGACGCGGUGUUCCGGCCGCUCAAGGACUACUUCGCUCGGACGUUCGGGUAUGUCAUGUCCUGCGGCGACUACAUCGACAUGCUGGGCCACGAGAUGAACGAGCUCAAGAGCAAGCGCGACGACGUGAAGCGACUGGUCGACGUCGCCGAGCGCCGAGGCAUGGAGGCCACCAGCCAGGUCAAGUGGUGGCUCGAGUGCGUCGCCAGGCUCGAGGACGCCGCCGCCCGGAUCGAGGAGGAGUACCAGGAGCGCCUCCGCCUUCCCCCCGAGCAGGCGCCCGGUCUCAAGGCCACCUACCACCUCAGCCAGAGGGCCGACGAGAUGUUCACCGAGGCGGCCAGCCUCAAGGAGAAGGGCGCCUUCCACAAGGUCGCCGACGAGCUCGUGCAGGUCCGCUUCGAGGAGAUGCCCAGCGCGCCCGUCGUCGGCAUGGACGCUGUGCUUGAGAGGCUCCACGCGUGCGUCCGGCACGGCGACGUGGGCAUCGUCGGCAUCUACGGCAUGGCCGGGGUAGGCAAGACCGCGCUGCUGAACAAGUACAACAACGAUUACCUCGUCAAUUCGCCGGACAUCAAUGUCGCCAUUAACAUCGAAGUCGGCAAGGAAUUCAAUCUUGACGACAUCCAGAAAAUCAUCGGUGACCGCCUCAGCGUAUCGUGGGAGAACAGAACGCCCAAGGAGCGUGCGGGAGUACUCUACAGAGUGCUCAGCAAGAUGAAUUUUGUGCUGCUACUGGACGACCUCUGGGAGCCACUCAACUUCCAGAUGCUCGGAAUUCCUGUACCAAAGCACAAUUCCAAGAGCAAGAUCGUUUUAACGACGAGGAUCGAGGAUGUGUGCGACCGCAUGGAUGUCCGCCGCAAGCUCAAGAUGGAGUGCCUGCCAUGGGAGCCCGCUUGGGAGCUCUUCCGCGAGAAGGUUGGUGAACAUCUCGUGUAUUCCAGCACGGAGAUUCAGGAACAAGCGAAAGCACUGGCGAUGAAGUGUGGUGGACUGCCGCUCGCGCUCAUCACCGUUGGCCGGGCGAUGGCCAGCAAGCGGACAGAAAAGGAGUGGAAGCAUGCCAUCACCGUGCUAAAGGUUGCCCCAUGGCAGCUUCUUGGCAUGGAGAUGGAUGUUCUUAUGCCUCUCAAGAACAGCUAUGAUAGUUUGCCCAGUGACAAGCUAAGGCUCUGUCUACUAUAUUGCUCGUUAUUCCCAGAGGAAUUCUCCAUUUCUAAGGAUUGGAUAAUAGGGUACUGCAUCGGUGAAGGUUUUAUAGAUGACCUAUACACUGAGAUGGAUGAGAUAUAUAACAAAGGACAUGACCUUCUUGGUGUUCUCAAGAUUGCCUCUUUGCUGGUGAAAGGUGAUGAUGAGGAUCAUAUCAGUAUGCAUCCCAUGGUCCGUGCCAUGGCUCUGUGGAUAGCAUCAGACUUUGGCACAAAAGAAACCAAAUGGCUUGUUCGCGCCGGUGUUGGGCUGAAGGAGGCACCAGGUGCAGAGAAGUGGAGCGACGCCGAGCGGAUUUCUUUCAUGAGGAACAACAUUCUUGAACUGUAUGAGAAACCUAAUUGCCCCUUGCUGAAGACUUUGAUGCUACAAGUCAACCCUGCACUGGAUAAGAUAUGUGAUGGCUUCUUCCAAUUCAUGCCAUCUCUCAGGGUGCUAGAUUUGUCACAUACUUCUAUUCAUGAAUUGCCCUCUGGGAUCAGUUCAUUAGUUGAGUUGCAGUAUCUUGAUUUGUAUAACACAAAUAUCAAAUCACUUCCAGAGGAGUUGGGAGCACUGGUGACCCUGCGGUUCCUGCUGCUUUCACAUAUGCCACUGGAAUUGAUCCCAAGUGGCGUCAUAAGCUGCCUGAGAAUGCUUCAAGUGCUGUACAUGGACCUCAGUUAUGCAGACUGGAAGGUUGAUGAAAGUGGAAAUGGUGUUGAAUUCCAGGAGCUUGAAAGCCUACGCAGGCUCAAGAUACUCGAUAUCACAAUACAGUCGCUCGAGGCUCUGGAGAGACUGUCCUUGUCAUAUCGCCUUGCUGGCUCGACGAGGAAUCUGCUGAUAAAGACAUGUGCUAGCCUUACAAAGAUAGAGCUUCCUUCAAGCAGACUCUGGAAGAACAUGAACGGCCUCAAAAGACUGUGGAUUGUGAGCUGCACCAACUUAUCGGAGGUAAUCAUCGACGGGAGCACAGAAACUGAUCCCAGGUGUGCACUACCUGAUGUUAGCUUGCAAGCCCGUGGAGAUCUUUUAAAUGCCGAGCAGCCCAUCCUUCCAAACCUGCAAAAUAUCAUUCUUCAGGCGCUUCAUAAGGUAAAGAUCAUCUACAAAUCCGGAUGUGUUCAGAACAUAACAUCAUUGUACAUCUGGUAUUGCCAUGGGCUGGAGGAACUGAUUACUCUCAGUGACGAGGAACAAGCAACAGUAGCAAACAGUAGCGAACAAGCUGCAAGAAUUUUUAGAGACAUCACACCCUUCCCUAACCUCAAAGAACUGUACCUCCAUGGGCUGGCAAACUUCAGGGCGCUGAGCAGCAGUACGUGCGUUCUGAGGUUCCCCUUGCUGGAGAGCCUGAAGAUUGUUGAGUGCCCAAAGCUGAAGAAGCUCCAGCCAUCUGCGGGUAAUCUGAAUGCGGUACAAUGCACAAGGGAGUGGUGGGAUGCGUUGGAGUGGGAUGACGCUGAAGUCAGAGCGUCUUACGAGCCACUGUUCCGUCCACUGCACUGAAUCCAGUUGUAGUUAUCAGUUCCUGUCACCUGCUACCGUUUGCUUCUCUGAGCGUUGUGUAGUUCAAGGGCUGUGUUGCCGCACUUGUAUGAUCUUAUGAGUUGUGCGGAUUUACCCUUUUUGCACAGACCAUGUUCUACACACGUGUCAGGUAUGGCAGUAGAAAAACUCAGGCCAGUGCUACUGGAGAUGUAGAUGUAGCUAGUGAAUUCGGAGCAGCGACAAUUUUUUUUGUAAAUUUUCUUCUUUUGAUUAUACAACGAUGACUUGUCAUUCACAAACGGAUCAGAUUAUAAGUUCAUAACAGCAUGAUUGUGUAAGACUUAGAUCCGAGUGACUGAAUCUGACAUUAUGCACACGUCUUUCAGGACU
Messenger RNA from Oryza brachyantha (malo sina), 3339 nucleotides. Its product is annotated as disease resistance protein RPS2-like. The record is from RefSeq and is a predicted model, not a curated record. NCBI's taxonomy places the organism in Eukaryota, Viridiplantae, Streptophyta, Magnoliopsida, Poales, Poaceae. The transcript is spliced from 2 exons. Gene Ontology annotation, molecular function: ADP binding; protein binding. The coding region runs from base 241 to 2967 and encodes 908 amino acids.